Aquila chrysaetos chrysaetos is the source of this 1176-nucleotide messenger RNA. RefSeq names its product glial cells missing transcription factor 1 (gene GCM1). Lineage: Eukaryota; Metazoa; Chordata; Aves; Accipitriformes; Accipitridae. Gene Ontology annotation, biological process: regulation of transcription by RNA polymerase II; gliogenesis. The coding region runs from base 70 to 1176 and encodes 368 amino acids. Gene Ontology annotation, cellular component: nucleus. The record is from RefSeq and is a predicted model, not a curated record. The transcript is spliced from 6 exons. Gene Ontology annotation, molecular function: RNA polymerase II cis-regulatory region sequence-specific DNA binding; DNA-binding transcription activator activity, RNA polymerase II-specific.
GACAGCCAGUCAACUUCAAAAGCAGCCAGGAGAACUUCUUUCUUGCUAACUUUGGGAAGGAAUUAAAAAAUGCUGAAAGGUGCAGAUGAUGUUGUUAUGGAGCAGGAGGACUCUGCUUCCCGACAUGGAGAAAUGACAAGUUGGGAUAUCAAUGACAUCAAACUUCCCCAGGACGUAAGACAGAUAGACUGGUUUCAAGAAUGGCCAGAUUCCUAUGUAAAACAUAUCUAUAGCUCAGAGGAUAAAAAUGCUCAGAGGCACCACAGCAGCUGGGCCAUGAGAAACACCAACAACCACAACUCUCGCAUCUUAAAAAAGUCCUGCCUCGGGGUGGUGGUCUGCAGCAACGACUGCUCGACUUUGGAUGGGAAGAAGAUCUACCUAAGACCAGCCAUAUGCGAUAAAGCUAGGCAGAAACAACAGCGGAAAUGCUGUCCAAACUGCAGUGGGCCCCUGCGGCUCCUUUCCUGCCGAGGCCAUGGUGGAUACCCAGUUACCAACUUCUGGAGGCACGAAGGCCAAUUCAUAUUUUUUCAGUCCAAAGGAGCUCAUGACCAUCCACGUCCAGAAACAAAACUAGAAGCAGAAGCAAGAAGAUCAAUCCAAAAAGCACAGAUGGCUUUUUCUCCAUCUUCUCCAAGAUUAAAAAGAAUCCAGGAGAUUGAGUCUCUGACAGGUGCAAUGCCGACGCGGGAGGCUUUGCCUUUGCUUCUUUCCGAGCCGGAUGCUUACGUGCUGCCUGCUAAUUUCGGGAGACGUUUAAGCAAAAGCUCCCAGGAGCUGACACCGGGCAGCCGCUCCGGGCAGCCGCCAUACCCGAGAGCAGCCGGGGAGGACGGGGCCUGCGGCGAGGCGCCGACCUGGAGCAGGAUGGCGCGCGUCCUGCCCGUGACGGAGGGCGGCCGCGACCACUUCUUCGGGCCUGACGCCGGCCCUUUGGGGGACGACUCCCGCCAGGAGAACCCGCCGCUGGCCUACGGCGGCCGCCGGCUCCCUCCGCCGCCCUACCCUGCCCCUCAUGGCGGGCCCUGCCCCGCGGCCAGCGGGGCACACCGCCUCCGCCAGCUUUUGGCUCCUCCGGGGGGGAGCGAAGGAGACGGGGGCGAGGGAGGGCGCCGUAUGGGUCUCAACUGCUGCGGCGACGACACGGUUUUUAACCUGUACCCCUUACGGUGA